This is a messenger RNA of Ruditapes philippinarum (Manila clam), 566 nucleotides long. RefSeq names its product proprotein convertase subtilisin/kexin type 5-like. Lineage: Eukaryota; Metazoa; Mollusca; Bivalvia; Venerida; Veneridae. The transcript has 2 exons. The record is from RefSeq and is a predicted model, not a curated record. The annotation marks the transcript as partial.
UUUAUCAUUCUGAUCACAUAAGCAAAGGAAUGAUAUAGAAAUGAAGAAUACUUUGCUGGGACUAGUUUUACUUUUAUGUGACACAGUUUUAGCAUGGAAUGAAUGUGGCAGGUGUAACUGUUGUGUAAAUGGAACUUCACGAUGUGAAUACAACAAUAAUGAUGACGGUGUUUGCUUGGAUGGUUGUAUUGACGGAUACUAUACUGACAGUUGUAUACAUGCUUGUAGUCACAAUUGUGUGACAUGCUCUGGUGUAAGCAGUUGUAACACAUGCAAACAUGGCUUCUAUAUUGGUCGUGAUCUGGUUAAUAAUAAAUAUACAGAUGACUGUAGUUUAUCGUGCCCGGACAACUGUAUUUCAUGCACUUCAUAUUAUAACUGUAGCAAAUGCAAUGAUGGAUUUUACAAUGGGAGACAAUACCCAUCAAGCGAUGUUGUAGCCUACAAUUGUCGACAUGCUUGCAGUAAUAAUUGUGCAACAUGUUCUGAUGUAAGCAGUUGUAUCACAUGCAAAAAUGGCUAUUAUAUUGGUCGUAAUCCUGAUGAUAAUACAUAUAAAGGAGAUU